Fusarium vanettenii 77-13-4 is the source of this 1383-nucleotide messenger RNA. RefSeq lists its product as uncharacterized. The transcript has a single exon. NCBI's taxonomy places the organism in Eukaryota, Fungi, Ascomycota, Sordariomycetes, Hypocreales, Nectriaceae. Gene Ontology annotation, biological process: polysaccharide biosynthetic process. The annotation marks the transcript as partial. Gene Ontology annotation, molecular function: acyltransferase activity, transferring groups other than amino-acyl groups. The record is from RefSeq and is a predicted model, not a curated record. Gene Ontology annotation, cellular component: membrane.
AGCCCUUGGAAAGUAGCCGCCAUCAAGAUUCAGGAAAUCUUGACACCCAGCUUUCUACGACACGAUGCCUCUGAGGAUGAACGGCCAAGCCAAUCUGCCACACGCCAAGCCGGAAGCAGUCGGAUCAGUACAGAUUGGCUCGAUGGGCUCCGCGGUGUGGCUUCGUUCUUCGUGUUUCUCUUCCACCACACGAUGUACGGGCACCCUGGCCUCUUCUGGGCAUAUGGUGGUCCUGGAGAGAACAAACGUCUGUUUAUACAGCUGCCCUUCGUACGGCUCAUUGUCCACGGCCGUGCGAUGGUGGCCAUCUUUUUCGUCAUUUCUGGAUAUGCCCUGUCCUUCUCACCGUUAAAGUUCAUACACAAGCAAGACCAUGGUACACUCUUGAAGAGAUUAUCAUCGUCAGUCUUUCGUCGUGGCAUGAGACUGGCCAUUCCCAGUCUUACCUCGCUAUUUCUCCAUUACCUGGCCCACCUCGCAAACAUCUCCCCAAAGAGACACAAAGGGGCAACAUUUCGGUCCGACACGAGGGCCCUGUUUCAUGAUAUUGAUCGGAUCGUGAACCCAUUCACGUUGGUAACUAGCAAUGGCGGGUUUCACUUCAACGGACACCUUUGGACAAUCCCGAUCGAAUUCCGUGGAUCAAUGAUCCUAUUCAUAACGAUCCUGGGCCUUGCACGGUGCAGAGCUUGGGUUCGAAUGGUAACCGUGUGUGUCAUAGUUGUCUACUUCAUGGCAAAGGAACAAUGGAAUAUGGCCUUGUUCCUGGCAGGAAUUGUCGUGGCAGAAAGCAAUCUCUUGUUGCUCUCUGAACCCACCAACACCGGCCAAACAGACACGACCUGGAUUGAUGAUCUCGACCUGGAAAAGGCUCUUGCCAAGAUGCCAUGGUCUCGAAAGAUCAGCGAAAAGGUUCGGAAAGCUGGCGUCAUCUUCAUCUUGAUCCUGGGUCUGUACAUUCUCUCGUACCCAAACAAGGGAGCAGAUGCGACUCCAGGAUGGAUGUGGAUGGCCAGCUGGUUCAAAGAUAACCCGGGUUACGGAGUAAAUGUAUGGUUAUCGAUUGGAGCUACUACUGUUGUCUCGGCUAUUAGCUACCUGAAGGGAUGCCAAGCCGUCCUGGAGACACGGCCAAUCCGAUAUCUGGGCAAGAUAUCCUUCGCCCUGUACCUGGUACACGGUCUCGGAAACCAGUUGAUCGGGAAGCCUCUGAUAGAUUUCUUCUGGAAAAAUUUCACUGGCACGGAUCCCGGGUUUUGGAAGGAAGCUGCAUGGUUAUUUUCCAUUGUGCUUUACAUCCCAAUCCUCAUCUGGCUUGCCGAUAUCUUUUGGAGGCUGGUGGACGCACCUUCAGUCACUUUUGCAAAGAUGGUUGAGGGCAAA